Exophiala viscosa is the source of this 1110-nucleotide messenger RNA. RefSeq lists its product as uncharacterized. Bases 1 to 1110 code for a protein of 369 amino acids. The transcript has a single exon. Lineage: Eukaryota; Fungi; Ascomycota; Eurotiomycetes; Chaetothyriales; Herpotrichiellaceae. The record is from RefSeq and is a predicted model, not a curated record.
AUGUCCAAUACAGUGAGAAACCAGCUGCCGGACGCAUCAAACCAGCUGCGACCUGGAGAUCGCCCAGAGAACGGAGAUAAUUCACAAAGGACAUCGGCAACGCAAGCAGAACCUCCACCCCGUCAUGUCCCCGAGAUUCAAGACGACGGCAUCACCGCCUUGUGGACUCCUCCAGAUCCCACCCAGAUCCUCGCCGAUAUAUACUUUGUACACGGUCUAACGGGACACCCUUUCAAGACGUGGCAUCACUCGUCAAGGAAGUUCAAGAUAUCAAAAUUCCUCAAGCGAGGCUCCAGUGCAGACAUAGACCGAUUUGACAGCGCCAUACCCUUGUGUUCACGGACCCGGGGAUGCUACUGGCCUCUAGAUCUACUCCCCAAUGACUUCGACAAUGUACGAAUAUUCACCUGCGGCUACAAUGCGUGGCCCACGAACUUCAUAUUCGGAGGAAAUCGAAUGAACAUAUCGCAACACUCUCAAAAUCUUCUUCAACGCAUUCAUAGCACACGCACAGCUUGUCGAGGCAGACCCAUCAUAUUCGUAGGCCAUGGCCUAGGAGGAAUUCUCAUCAAGGAUGCAGUGCUGGAAUCUGGCAAAUACAGGGAACAGCCUGCACUCAAGGAUAUCAGUGAUUCCUGUACUGCCAUGUUCUUCUUCGGCACGCCACACCGUGGUACCGACGCAGCAAGGUACGGGGUGAAGCUGGGCAUGGCAUCAGAGGUGCUUGGCCUGUACAUCAACAAAAGCAUUUUGAGAGCUCUACAACGCAACGGUGAAUACCUGAGUGCCAUUGAACGCGAUUUCAACGAUCUGCUCAAUGACCCGAUACCACCGAGCGAAAAGAUCCAGAUCUGUAGCUUCCAGGAGGGGAGGGCACUGACUGGCCUCAGGUUCUUCCCGGUAAAAAAGGUCGUGGAUGAUUCGUCCGCCUUCUUCAAUCGUAGGGACAUCGAGCAGACUUUCUUCAUCGACCAGCACCACAGAAACAUGACGCGGUUCAAAUCAGCCAGCGUGGCCAGCUACGUCGAUUUCAAGACAGCUGUGGGAGAGUUCUUGCGCAAGAUCGACGCUGACAGACAUAAGAACGCCGAUGGCCAACUAGGCAACUGA